This is a messenger RNA of Ostertagia ostertagi, 549 nucleotides long. The record is from the annotation of a GenBank genome assembly. NCBI's taxonomy places the organism in Eukaryota, Metazoa, Nematoda, Chromadorea, Rhabditida, Trichostrongylidae.
AUGGCGCAGGCCGCUAAGAACUGGUAUCAGGUGGUCAAAGCUGCCCCCAAAGGACGGUUUCAAGGGAUAAAACGAGACUAUCAGGUUGAAGAUGUGUUGAAACUACGAGGAUCAGUUGAAAUCGAGUACACGUUGGCCAUACGUGGAGCUAACAAGGUCACUAUGGCAGCUUCUCCACACCGAACCUUUGUGCCUGCCCUAGGAGCCCAGACGGGUAACCAGGCUGUACAGAUGGUCCGUGCGGGACUGAAGGCCAUCUAUUUGUCAGGCUGGCAAGUGGCGGCCGAUGCUAAUACGGCAGGCGAUAUGUAUCCCGAUCAAUCACUCUACCCGGCGAAUUCGGGACCCGAGCUGUGCCGAAGGAUCAAUAGAUCCCUCCGGAGGGCAGAUCAGAUCGAAGCCGUCGAGGCCGAGGAUUACCUGGCCCAGCGAGACUGGUACGCACCGAUCGUCGCCGAUGCUGAAGCCGGUUUUGGAGGAGCGCUGAACUGCUUCGAACUGAUGAAGGUGCUCGAAUCAUUUUUCACUUUCAAGGGAACUUUCCGAUGA